UUUCUCGUUGCAGACCGGACCCGGCCGGAACUGAUCCCCGAUGACCAGCAGCGGAAAUACUUGCAGGAAAUCCAGAAUUUCCAAGAUCCGGAGAUUGCGCGGCAACUGGAAGAUUUCAGGGAGAAGCGCAAGAUGGGCAUGACGCCGGGGGAGUCGGAGCUGUUUGAGCUGGAGAGCUACCGCACCAAGGACCGGGGCAUCCGGGAGGCCAAGCAGAAGCAGCUGGCCGAGUUCCUGCUGGCCCGGCUGGAGGAGAUGCACCUCACCAUUUCUGCCGACGAGGAAAAAAGUUCUGCCAUUUUUGCGGCGAUCGUGACGUAUAUGAAGCACCUGGGGGUUAAGAGCAAGGCGGCCGAGAACAAGAAGUCCAAGGCCAACUUCUUCCGGAAAAAGAUUUCAGGCGCCAAGAAGCCCGAAGAGGCGGCCAAACCAAAGAAGGGCUUCAGCAUUUUGGACCCGGCCCGAUGGGCUCGCCCGGACUCCCAUUAUUCUGAUUACAGACAGGCCAAACCCGAGGGUGAAGCGGGCGAGAAGGGCCUUCCGGCUCCGGACAGGAAGGGGGCCAAGGGGCCCGAGGGGACCCCCCUCCGCCUCAAGGGGGGAGCCUCUUCCUCUUCCUCCUCCGUUUCCUCUUCCUCUUCCUCCUCCUCGGGGCCCGAGCCGCCCGGGAUCUGCGUCAGCGUCCACCCCCCGCCUCCUCCGUCCGGGGAGGGCGGCAACGAGGGAGAGGCCGCAGGUGCGGACGGCCAAUUUGGAGUGGAUACCGGAGAUUCCGCGGUUGCCGAGCAACCCUUGACCGGGGACCAACCCUUGCCCGACGACGGGAUGGAAAACGAAAGAAGGCGGAAAAGGCUGACCGGGAGGCUGGGCCGGUCGGAGAGCCUCCGUGUGUGCGAGCGCAAGCGGUCCUUGCGUGGCUCGGGCAAAGGCAAGCAGCCGCGCUCCCGGAGCGACGUGGACGCCGAGGCCGCCACACGUGCCACGCAGAUGCAGCAGCAGGAGGCUCACAAGAUGCAGCAGAUGCAGCAAAAGGGCAGUCGCAACCUGGAGCCCCCCGGGGGAGGAGGAGGAGGAGGGGAUCCCUCUCCGCAGCCCUCCCCGCUGUCCUUUCUGCCUGCCCAGUCUGAGGAGGCUGAGCCUGCGCCGCCCCCGCCUUCGCGCAGCGUUCCGGAGCUGGAGAUGGAGCCGCCCAACUGGCGCGACCUCGUCCCCCCCGGGACCCUCCUCGGGCUGAAGAAGAGCCAGGUCAAGAGGCAGGAAGUCAUCAACGAGCUGUUCAUCACGGAGCACGCCCACCUGCGUAUGCUGCGGGUCCUGCUGGAGGUCUUCUACCAGCCCUUGUUGGCCGAGGGGUUCUUCAGCGAGAGGGACCUGGCCAACAUCUUCCCCUCCCUCGAGGACCUCGUCGACGAGCACAAAGUCUUCCUGGAGAGCUUGAAGAAACUCCGGGAGGAGAACAACUCCAUCGUUUCCGAAAUCGGGAGCGCCCUUCUGGCCCGGUUUGACGGCUCCGAAGGGAACUGGUUCCAGAAGAUCUCGGCCCGCUUCUGCAGCCGGCAGUCCUUUGCGCUGGAGCAGCUGAAGGCCAAGCAGAAGAAGGAGCCCCGCUUCAACCAGUUCAUCCAGGAAGCGGAGAGCCAGCCGCAGUGCCGCCGCCUGCAGCUGAAGGACAUCAUCCCCAUCGAGAUGCAGAGGCUGACCAAGUACCCGCUCCUCCUGCACAACAUCGCCAAAUGCACAGAGGAAGACGAGGAGCGGCAGAAAGUGGAGAAGGCGGCCGAGUGCUGCCGGCAGAUCCUCAACCACGUCAACCAGGAAGUGCGCAACAUGGACAACUUCCUGAACACGGACAUCACCAAGAAGAACCUGGUCUGCGAGGGACCUUUGACCUGGCGACUCACGAAGGACAAGUCCAUCGAGGUGCACGUGCUGCUGCUGGACGACAUCCUGGUGCUGCUGCAGAAGCAGGAGGAGCGCCUGGUGCUGAAGUGCCACAGCCGGACCAUCACGCCCACCCCGGACGGGAAGCAGAUGCUCAGCCCCAUCAUCAAGCUCAACUCCGCCAUGAUCCGGGAAGUGGCCACAGAUAUCCGGGCCUUCUACGUGAUCUUCAGCUGGGAAAACGGGGCGCAGAUCUACGAACUGGUGGCCCAGACCGUCUCCGAAAGGAAGAACUGGUGCAAAAUGAUCAGUGACACGGCCGGCGUUUUGAAGCUGCCCCACUCCGGCCGGACGAAGCCACGGCUCUCCGUCCCUAACCGGACCUCGCCCCCCAGCCCCAGCUAG
Anolis sagrei ordinatus is the source of this 2286-nucleotide messenger RNA. The record is from RefSeq and is a predicted model, not a curated record. Lineage: Eukaryota; Metazoa; Chordata; Lepidosauria; Squamata; Anolidae.